Messenger RNA from Aspergillus affinis, 726 nucleotides. RefSeq names its product eukaryotic translation initiation factor 4E. Bases 1 to 726 code for a protein of 241 amino acids. Gene Ontology annotation, cellular component: cytoplasm; eukaryotic translation initiation factor 4F complex. NCBI's taxonomy places the organism in Eukaryota, Fungi, Ascomycota, Eurotiomycetes, Eurotiales, Aspergillaceae. Gene Ontology annotation, biological process: translational initiation. The transcript has 3 exons. Gene Ontology annotation, molecular function: RNA 7-methylguanosine cap binding; translation initiation factor activity. The record is from RefSeq and is a predicted model, not a curated record.
AUGGCCGCCGUCGCUGAAAACCCUCCCCUACCGGUGAACAACGAGAACACCGCACCCACCGAACAGACCGAAAAGGCCAACGGAGAUUCGGUCACGGUGUUCCACGAUGCCGACAACUUCAACGUGAAGCAUCCCCUGAUGCACGACUGGACUCUCUGGUUCACGAAGCCUCCCAGUGGCAAGGGCGACAACUGGAACGACCUUCUGAAGGAGGUCGUCACCUUCAACUCCGUCGAAGAAUUCUGGGGCAUCUACAACAACAUCACGCCAACCUCCGAAUUGGGCCUCAAGGCCGACUACCACCUCUUCAAGAAGGGAAUCCGACCCGAGUGGGAAGACCCCCAGAACAAGCACGGCGGCAAAUGGUCGUACUCAUUCAAGGACAAGCGCUCCGUCCCGAUCGAUGAGCUGUGGCUUCACGCCCAGCUGGCCGCUAUCGGCGAGACCCUGGAGGGCGAUGGCGACAGCGAGGUUAUGGGCGUCGUGGUGAACGUGCGUAAGGGUUUCUACCGUGUCGGUCUGUGGACGCGAACCGUCGGCAAGAGCCUUCCUGGCGACAAGGCCGGUACCCGCACACCUGCUCAGGGCAAGGAGGUCCUGGAGUCGAUUGGAAGACGGUUCAAGGAGGUUCUCCGCCUCAAUGCAAGCGAUGUCGUCGAGUUCUCCGGACACACGGACAGUGCCCACAGCGGCAGCACACGGGCCAAGGCCAAGUACACCGUCUAA